ACUCAGGCCCCGAUGGUCCAAGUGCGCCGUCGCCGUGUCUUUCGAGCUCGUUAAGUCCGGCCAUGUGGGCAAAGCUCCGUCUUGGAAUUUCCCGACCAGCAAGCUGUUAGGUUGAUCGGCUCGUGAGAUGAUGUCUCAUCCUGCAGACCAAAGUCGUCAGCAGCCGUGAUACCCGAGAUAAUGCAGUCAGUAAGCUGCAUAACGAUGGCUGUCGGCCCUUUGUGUGAGGGAGGAGGGUGUGAGAGUAAUCCAAAGUUAAUUGAUAAUCGCAGUCAUGAUGAUGAAUGCCAAAUGAAAUGGCACCGGGGGAAGUCCGGUCGCCUGACUCGUGGAAAGUUCAAGCUUAGUGGGAAUUGGAAUUGGAACUGGCUCGCGCUCUCGGCACUUCCGACCGCCGACAUUUGGGUUAAGGAGACCCGCCGGCUUGGCUACCUUGGGAGUGCCAGAGUGGGUGCCUUCGUUAUUUUUUUUUUCUUUCGCUUCUGUUUCUUUUCCUCAUUCGACCUUUUUCGAGAGCCUUCGCGAGGACUUUGAUAUUCGCCUCGCCCCGCUGAGUCUUCUUCGAGAUAGACUGAAGAAUCUUGGCGAAAACGAAGCCGUCGACCUUCGGGUUGUUUCGAAUAGAGUGAACGAUCACAUUUCCACGC
Messenger RNA from Aspergillus fijiensis CBS 313.89, 647 nucleotides. RefSeq lists its product as uncharacterized. The record is from RefSeq and is a predicted model, not a curated record. Lineage: Eukaryota; Fungi; Ascomycota; Eurotiomycetes; Eurotiales; Aspergillaceae. Bases 181 to 534 code for a protein of 117 amino acids. The transcript has 2 exons.